AAUCAAGUGAGUGUGACGUUAGCUUGUGCUACGCUGGAUGAUUCGUAGUUUUUCUGCAAACAAGACUGCUGUCUCCCUCUUCAGGUAGAUGAAUGAGAAAAGUUUACAGAAAAAGUGGUAUUUAUACCAAGAGAUCCAUCCACAGGAGAAUCCUCUGACAAUGGAGUCAACUGAUAAGGACCAAAAUACAUCCGGCACUGGGGAAUCACACACGGUGAAUACUGGAGCGAGACAAGGGAAAGUUGAACAAGGCCGGGAAAUUCAAGACCCUGCGAACAACUCAUCGGUUGCGCCAGGACCUAGCGCUACAGAAAGUUCACCGAAAGAUGAGACUGACAAGAUAUCGGACUACUUGGAUUCCCGGAACUUUGGACGGAAGGAAUCUAUGCUUAUCGACCGACCUGAUGCUGACAUGCCCGUUGGUCCUUUCAGCGAAUAUUAUAACAUGAAACACAAGAGGAGAGGACUGGCUGUCAUUCUGGCCUACAGUGAAUUCAUCCGUGGGGGACCAAGUCCUCGCGACUGUGCCUUCCACGAUUCGAAGAUUUGUGAAGCAACCUUCAAGAAGCUCCAUUAUGAGGUUCAGACUCACAUGAAUCUUCCCAAGCGAGAUUUCCUUAAAGUUCUGGAGCAGGUUCGAAACUCAGACCAUAGAGACUGUGACAGUUUGGUCGUGGUUUUCAUGAGUCACGGCGGCCUGAAUGAAAAAACGAACAGGGAAUUCAUCUGGACGUACGACUCCAUGGUCGAUACUUCCGAACUUUGGAUAAACUUGACUCCUGAGGAGUGCCCGUCUCUUGCAGGGAAGCCCAAGUUAUUUUUCAUUCAGGCUUGCAGAGGCGACGACACUGAUUUAGGCGUUCAGCUGAAGAAACCCGGAGCCCUCAGGGUACAGACUGACUCGAUUGACGACGCAACUUUGAGUGAAGAUUACGCGAUACCCUUGUAUGCUGACCUGCUCAUGAUGUGGGCAUCAUACCCAGGAAUGGUUGCCUUUAAAUCCCAAAACUGUGGGAUAAACGGGAGCGUCUUCCUCCACUUUCUAACCAGAGUCUUUAACGAAGACGCCCACAACGAAGACCUCUCGUCCAUGCUCCUGAGGGUGACCCGCGAGGUGGCUGUACACUACGAGUCAUACAUGCCUGGGACCGGAGAGCUUGACAAAAACAAGCAGAUUCCGCAGACGGUGUCGACGCUGAUGCGGAAGGUGAAGUUCUUUUCAAGGUCUGAAGAAUACCAGGUCAGACCGUCUAAGCGUUACUGCACAUAUUUGUGACGUAACUGGUAUGUGGCCAUAAAAGAAAACCAAGAAAACAAUAAAAUGAAGGGUCACUAUGGGAAUUGUUUGCCACACCCAUUCUCUCUCUCUCUCUCUCUCUCUCUCUCUCUCUCUCUCUCUCUCUCUCUCUCUCUGUCACGACCUUGGGUGAGAAAGGUCCCCGUUAAUCUUUAGGUACUGCUGAAUUAAAGGAUUGAAUAACACUCCAUAUGUCUCUCUAGAAAAUUGUUUCUUACUAAUUUGAUGAGAUGCGGGACGUCAGCAAAUACAUACACUUUCCUAUCAGUACUAGAUGGAUUUGUGAAUGGGGAUUUUCUGGUCCUAUACCUGAAUUAUUCCAUAAUUUUACAUUUGUAGGGCCUAAAUCAUUCACCAUACCAACAACAAUAAACCCUGCUGCUUCCACCCUCCCUAUGAUAUCAAACAAAAUAUCUUUAGUAAUACUAGAGUUAAAAUUAUAGUAUAUCAAUUGCUUCCGUGGUUUUAAUAAGCCCCUAAUCAUGACACACUGAACCCGGUUUUUUGGAGGAUAUAAAAUAUCUUUUCCCUUAUCGUACGACUAUACUUGAGCUACACUACAUUCAUCAAAUGAAAUUAUACAUAAACGGUCAGUUUCAGGCAUUACCACAGCUUUAACCUUUAGUAAAUUUAUGGAUGAUGACAAUAUACCUGGCUUUACAUAAAUUUUUGACAACCAUCGAUUUAAUGUUGUUUGAGAGGGACAUGGUAAUCUACAUACUUCCCGCAAAUAUUUAUAGGCUUUGGGUCUUAAACUACGAAAGGUAAUAGCAUUUCUAAUAUCAUCACCAGACCAACGAUGUAUAGGGGUCCCAUUUAACAAAUAUUCGAUUUGUGACUCACGGAAGAAUUUACUUAAAGCAAAACUUAUCUUGGCUACCAAACUUUGCAUCUCUUUCUUGAGAAGAAUCCUCUCUUUCUUCCAUUCUUCUUUUUCUUCUAGCAAAGCAUCUCUUUGCUUUUUGACAGCCUCUAGUUCCUUUUGCACAUCAAUACGAAGAAUUUUCUCUUUGAAGGUCUCAGCCUGCAAACUGGUCUGGUUUUCACUGGAAAAUCCUUGCCCUUAUUUUGAGUUCCCUUCUCCUUUCGUUCGAUUGCAGCAUUCACUGUAAAAUGAAUUUCAUUAUUGUAGACUGAACAGUUUAUUUUGAAGAUACCAUAAAUGCUCUCACAUUAAUACUACGAAUUCACUAAAAUUAAUAAUAAUAUAAUAAUAAGGGUUGCGAUGAUUUGUAGAUAUUCUUGUAACUGAUGUAAUUUAAUAAGAAUUAAACCUUGCUAGAUUCAAGGCUUACCAUUCAAUGUCGGUAGAUUGAGAGUAGGAACAGCACCAUCUUGCAGUAAAUUUGCAUUUCUUGGAGUUUCCAGCUGAAGGAGCUCGUUCUUCAGAUGUCUCUUAUAGGCAGUAGAUUCAAAAUGCAGGCUACUGCAGCCACUUCUGUUGCACCUC
Molecule: messenger RNA, 2747 nt
Organism: Macrobrachium nipponense
Lineage: Eukaryota; Metazoa; Arthropoda; Malacostraca; Decapoda; Palaemonidae
Product: caspase-1-like
Exons: 9
Coding region: 89-1276 (395 amino acids)
Biological process (GO): positive regulation of neuron apoptotic process; apoptotic process; proteolysis
Cellular component (GO): cytoplasm
Source: RefSeq, a predicted model, not a curated record